AUGUUUCACCAGUUCACUUCCUCUGGCGACGGCCAGUUGUACCGGUUCCAAAACAAACAACCGGCUUCUUUCCAUCCCAAUACUCUGGCAUGCCAUGGUCGACACAAAGGUUUACGCAUUUGCAUCAGCACUUUGCCCCCGGACCGCCCUCUGCUCAGGAGGUGUCGUCUCCAGCCCGACUCCGACUCGGCCGGCCUAUUUGUUCAGUCGACCGCCCAAACAGCGGCUGAACUGUUUGAGGCGUCAAGUUGA
Messenger RNA from Protopolystoma xenopodis, 252 nucleotides. The record is from the annotation of a GenBank genome assembly. NCBI's taxonomy places the organism in Eukaryota, Metazoa, Platyhelminthes, Monogenea, Polystomatidea, Polystomatidae.